ACAUCACGCACUCUCAAUGAUCUCCUGCGUGAGGUGCGACAGCUGACAUGACCUGAACCACGUCAUGUCGACUAAGAAACACUCGCCGCAGCCCAAACGUUCAGAGGCGCUCAGCGGUCGGCUAUCAAAAUCAGCUUCAGAGUUAUCAUGCGCGCCCGCAGCCGCAGCGUCUCCGCCCCGCGCCCGCUCCGCUCAUCACCACGCCCCGCUGUCUGUAGUACAUAGGACGCAGCAUUUCUUUACUAAUUUAAAGAGCCGUUGGCAACGUAGCCGCAGCCGUGAACGAUGUCCUGCCGGCACCACCUUCACGCUAGCUCCAGGUCCUGACAGCAGUGGCACGGAGUACGCUGGAGACCAGAGCUCUGAGCAUAGUACUCCUGCCAACUCGCCGAGGCAUCGGAUACAGAGGGACUCAGUGACGCGUCAGGUAUCUACCGAUCCAGCGCCGUCCACGUCAGGCACUCCCGCGCAUUACCCAAGACCGCCGCCCGCUGAAUUGUUACAAUUGGAACCAGACGAAGGCCAAAGACUAAGAGAGCAGCAACUGCGAACAUACUCGUUCUUCCAAUUGAGAGUACACUUAAAAAGAGGCCAAAACUUAGUAGCUAUGGACAAAAAUGGUUUGUUAUCAGGCACGAGUGAUCCAUACGUCAAGUUUAAAGCUGGGGGCAGACUGUUGCACAAAUCCAGGAUCGUGUAUCGAGACCUUAAUCCUGUGUGGGAUGAAUGCUUUACCGUGCCUAUUGAAGAUCCUUUCCAGCCUGUGCAGAUAAAGGUCUUCGACUACGACUGGGGUCUUCAAGACGACUUCAUGGGGUCCUGUCAUCUCGACCUGACAGCAUUAGAGCUGGGUCGUACGCAAGACCUGGUGCUCUGUCUCCGAGACCCUGGCAAACCUACCCAGGAUAUGGGAGAGAUCGUCCUGAAUGUCACCCUGUGGCCGAAAUCUCAAGAGGAUAAGGAGCAGUAUUUACUGAAGAACACGAGGCUGAGCGAUGUGAACAAACGUCUGAAGGCUCAGAUCUGGAGCUCGGUGGUCACCAUCGUGCUGGUCGAAGCCAAGAAUCUUCCCGCUAUGGACCUGGACACCAGGUCUAGUGAUCCUUAUUGUAAGUUUAGGUUAGGUAACGAAAAAUAUAAAAGUAAGGUAGUAUGGAAGUCAUUACAUCCGUCGUGGUUGGAGCAGUUUGACUUGCACUUAUACGAUGACCAGGAACAAAUACUAGAAGUCACCGUAUGGGACAAGGAUAAACAGACGAAGGAUGAUUUUCUAGGAAAAUGUGCAAUAGACUUAUCAAGACUGGAAAGAGAGAAAACGCAUAAUAUCUGGAAGGACCUAGAAGAUGGGAAUGGACAAAUAUUUUUAUUACUUACAAUUAGUGGUACGACACAAUCAGAAACUAUUACGGACCUCAGCAGUUAUAAGGAGAAUCCUAGAGACCGAGAGAUAAUUGAAAGGCGAUAUACAUGGUACAACUUAAAUGAACAUUCAAGUGGUGUUGGAUGGCUUUGUGUGAAAGUAUACGGUGCUAAGGGUCUUGCGGCAGCAGAUUUAGGGGGCAAGUCAGACCCCUUCUGUGUACUUGAGUUAGGAAAUGCAAGACUACAAACACAUACAGAGUACAAAACGCUAACACCGAACUGGAUGAAGAUAUUUACUUUCACAGUAAAGGAUAUAACUUCAAUACUAGAGAUAACGGUAUACGAUGAGGAUCACGACCAUAAAGUAGAAUUCUUGGGCAAACUGGCUGUGCCACUGCUCAAUAUAAGAAAUGGUGAAAAACGAUGGUACGCUCUGAAGGACAAGAAAAUGAGGGCGAGGGCGAAAGGAAACUAUCCACAGAUACUAUUGGAAAUGCUGGUCAUUUGGAAUCCGUUAAAAGCAGCCAUCAGAGCGGUAAAUCCGAAAGAGCCAAAGUACAUGCACCAAGAAGCGAAGUUUAAACGACAGCUGUUCAUUAGAAACGUAAUGAGGUUAAAGGCUAUCAUCAUGUGGUUCAUAGAAGUUGGCAAGAUUUUACAAGACUGUUUUGAAUGGGAAUCAAGGAUACGAUCAUUCUUAGGCCUGCUAGUAUGGCUGGCGUUUUGCUACUACUAUGAGAUGUGGAUGCUGCCAUUUCUUAUGUUAAUGUUCUUCGGUAGAGCCUGGCUUAUUUAUAGACUAACUGUUAAGUUCAAAACUUUCGUGAGAGCUUUAAGAAGUGACCCGAAGGCUUAUUUUUCGUAUUUAUUUCUAAGAGGCAACCCUUUAUUAGUACCUGUUGAUGAUGAGGAUUUGCUGGCUGAAGAGGAUGAUGAAGAUGAAGCAGACAAGGAGGAGAAGAAAUCUCUGAAAGAGAGAUUACAAGCAAUACAAGAAGUGACACAAACUGUACAAAACGCGAUCGGUUACGUCGCCGCUUUAGGAGAAUCAGUUAAAAACUUGACGAACUUCACAGUGCCAUAUCUAAGUUAUUUAGCGAUAAUAAUGUUAUUUGGAGCGAUGAUGGUGUUAUACGUCAUACCUUUGAGGUAUCUGCUAAUGGCGUGGGGUAUCAAUAAAUUCACAAGAAAAAUACUCCGGCCACACACGAUACCCAAUAAUGAAGUUCUAGACUUAUUAUCGAGGGUGCCAGAUGACGAAACUUUGUUGGACUGCAGAGAACUAAAGCCUCACCCACCGAAUGAACACCGAAGGGAUGCGAGGAAGAAGCACAAACCUUCGUAACAUUCUCCGAACGCGAUCCGCAAAAGGGUCCGACAUUAUGUAAAAAAUCUUGGCAAUAAGGAUAUUCAGAAACCUAGAAUGUUAUAAAGCCACGAACUUAACAGAAGUUCGCAGAAUUUAAUUUUGAAAGAUUUCGAUCGAUAAUGAGAUAUUUUCAUUUGGUGACCAUACGUUUUCUGUGCACUUGCUUUUUGACCGACAUGUUCCGUGAUUUCUGUUAUUCAAAUAAUAUUUACACAUGUAUCUCACAGAAACCAUACCAUUUUUUGUUAAGUAGGUAAGACUUUCUUUGUAAAGCCCAUAAGAGUAGCACUCUUAAUGACUGUGUUAGAAAGAGAGAAUAUCGUAGUAAUUUGUACAGUAAAAUAUUUAUAAUGACAAGAAAAUUCUACCGGACGAUUGUCGAGAUAUGCUAAGAUAAAAGUAGCGGAUUUAUUGACCGUCAAAAGGAGAUAAAUCCUUCUUCUUAUUUUUUUUUUACAUGGCAACACUUUAAAGUAAUUGUCAAAGUUAUCUAAGUAAAAAUUCUUUUUCGUUUGUUUUUUUUUUUCUAUUGUUUCUAUUGUUUACUUAACUAAAAUUGUUGAACGUACGUUUUGUCUCAAAAUCUUUGAAUUGCUUUUCACCCCGUUAAGUAAAUAUUACUUUGCCAUUUUGUUAUGAUGUUAUUUAAGAAAAUGUCUGUGAUUUUGAAUGAUCUGUUAAUGGCAAAUAAAAUGUGGUUUUAUAUUGUGAAAUAAUAAUGAUGAUGACACCAAAUAUUGUGAAGUUAUAAGCAAUGUUCAUUAUACAAUGAGUACUGCAAUAAUUAUUAUAAUCGAUUAGGUAAAUAAUUUCUUCCAUUGUUUUCCAAACAUUAAAUCUUAGCUAGAACAUGCUAGUUAAUAUUCUAUUACUGUUUGUUGUGUGCAUAACUGUAAAGAUAGGACUCAAAGUUGAAACGUUGUACUGUUUUGACCAUAUGCCGCGUGACCAGGCUUGGCAAGAAAGGCUAGAACCCGAUUUUUAAUGGCAACACCAUAGAAUAUACAGAACAACUACACGCACAACUACUACUAAUACACGUACGUACAGGUGCGGUGAGUAGUAUUGUUUGAAAUAAUCGAUAAAAUAUAUUUAUAUUCUUCAUACUUUCAGGUUCUAGCUUUUUCUGUCAAGCCGCAUUUGAAUACCCUGAUGCCGCUGCUUAGUGUUGCCACAUUGUAAACCAAAAACUGCCAAUCUAUUUAAUAACUAACGAAAAUUAAGGGGAUUGGCAGUAGGACAACUAAAAGAAAAUAUUUAUGUAAAUAACUAUGGAGCUAUUGGAAUAAACCUAAUUUUUGUAUUAAAAGUAAAACAAAGCUCCAAAUUCCUUAUUAGAAUUUGCAUUUAAGUCCCAAAUUGUAUAAAAACCAAUAGAAUAUUAUAUGAUCACGUAGAUAGGAUUUUUUAAUGACGCCAUUUUUGUAAGAAAUGUUAUUGUUGUGUUGAUAUUUUUAAACAUGAUUAGGUAUUUACGAGAAAACAUCAUAGCAUAGCUCAUUCCUCUAUUCCUCUCAUUCCUUUACCGAUAUAAAAAUAUUUUAUAGCAUAAGACUGAGACCAAUCUCAUUAAUUGAAGAGGAUAGAUAGAAAAUCAUGUUUGUACUUUUAUUCUAGUAGAUUACCAGUUUAACUAUACGGAAAAUAAACUAUAUUUCAGCUUUUCUUUAGCUGGUUUCUCAUUCCAAUUUGUAUCUAUAUCUAGUUUAGUGUUAAGACUUGUUUACACAUGUCUAGUUUUUAUAAAGUGCAUGUCUUUUGUCAUUAUGUGAAUAACGUUUAGAAAUGUGGGUUCAUUCCCGAUGAAUUCCACUUUUUAAUCCAACUCCCUCAGAGGUCCAUGGCUUGGGGCACUUGGCUAUGCAUUAUAUGUUUGACUAGACACGUUUAAACAAGCCCUUAGAUUUUUACUUAUUAAUAACUAACUGUUAUUUCUAUAUUCAAUCUCUAUUUUAUCCGUGACAUAAAAUUAAUGUUUCACUCUCUACUUGUCUCAAAGUUGUCGCACAAUUUCAUGCACAAAAAUGUUCUUCAAAUCGAAAUCGUUUAUGUUGAUUGGUCUUUGAAACUUACCAAGAGUGUUAAAAAUCGUUAAUUAUGAAUACAAACAUUGUGUGCUAAAGGUGCGUACAAAGGAGAUAUUGAGAUUACAAUCUUUCUACUAGUUAAGUGGAUAGCCACAAAUCCUAUCAGUACCCAUCCCACAUUUCGAUAAUAUACCUCAUAGCAGACAAAAAGGUAGCAAAAUGAUAUCACGGAAAAGCCUUUGAUAUACAUAAUCAUUGUUACAAGUAAACAGUAAAAUUAAGUAAGAAGAUUUUAGGCAAACAAAAUAAUCUAUUUUUAUGUACAAACAGCCAUGACAUUGUUCUUCUACCUUAUAUUCAUUUUGUUAAUUACCUACUUGUCUUGUGAACAAAUUAUUAUAAUACUUGGCUGUACGCCAAUCGCUAAUUAAGAUAAAAUUAUUUCGUACUAGUCAUUCGCUUUUUCAAGAUUUUGUUCCUGGAUUGUUAUACGCGAGGUUGGAAUGCUAACAGUAAGUCACGUGGUUGAAAAUAACCUCAAAAUUUCGAAAGGGGAUAACCAAUCUUUACGUUUUAACAAAUGAAUACACAAGUAUUGAUACAAGGGAGGUUAUUUAAAAUAAAUGAGUGUACUAGUGAAGCUUAGAAAAUGUAUAAGUAGACUUACUGUCUUUGCCACUAGCUUCGUGUAAAAAGAGCUUAAUGUGGCUAAUGGACGAUGUGCCUACUUACUUUGCUGCAGUGGUAAAAGUGUAACUGGUAGAUUCUCAAGAGUUUAUCUAUCUUCAUAUGUCAUCAGAAGGCAUCUUAUUAUAAGAUACCUACUUGGUCGUCCAUAAGCCACGUUAUCUAUUUAUUUAGAUUUAUUUUAAAAUUCGUAGACUAAUGCACGGCCUGCACAGAUCUCUAAGAUACAAUGCACUAAGCACAUCUCAUUACUUACCUAAAUAUAUUUUGUAUACCAGUGUAUUGUGAUAUAAACAAUAAUUAAUUAUUCUUGUUACAAAUAUAAUAAUUAUCGUAUUACUAAGUUGUUGCUUCUGUCCUCGUCAUUUUAAGGUUGGUGGCCAAGCUACCGAAACUCGUGUACAAUUUGUAGUGCAGAAAGAGUAUGAUGUUCUCGAUGGCCGAGAUUGCCGUCAUAAUAUACAGGCAAUGUAAAAUAAUAAGAUGUACCUACUAGCAAAAUGAGUUUUAAGUUCAAAAAUCUGCUUGAUAAUUCAUAAUUAUUAACAUAAUAUGGUUAUUCAACUACAGUAAAUUGGCCCUGUCCGACGUCCUGUGUUAAGUCAAUGUGUGAUAAAAUUAUAAAAAUAUGCUUUACCUGCUUCAAAUUAUUACCUCCAGUCCAUUUCAACGUAUCAAACAAAUAUUAUCUUUAUGAAGCACAAAGAUAAAAAUGUUAACGCUUUCAUAUUUUAAAGAAUUAAAAAAAUAAUGAGAAGACUUA
Helicoverpa zea (corn earworm) is the source of this 6208-nucleotide messenger RNA. It is a transcript of the gene Mctp, whose product is annotated as multiple C2 and transmembrane domain-containing protein. The transcript is spliced from 20 exons. Gene Ontology annotation, biological process: regulation of neurotransmitter secretion. The record is from RefSeq and is a predicted model, not a curated record. Gene Ontology annotation, molecular function: calcium ion binding. Gene Ontology annotation, cellular component: synaptic vesicle membrane. NCBI's taxonomy places the organism in Eukaryota, Metazoa, Arthropoda, Insecta, Lepidoptera, Noctuidae. The coding region runs from base 65 to 2707 and encodes 880 amino acids.